Molecule: messenger RNA, 625 nt
Organism: Caenorhabditis angaria
Lineage: Eukaryota; Metazoa; Nematoda; Chromadorea; Rhabditida; Rhabditidae
Source: the annotation of a GenBank genome assembly
AUGACUGAAGACGCGAUACGAUUCGAUCAGCUUUUGCCAAUUUUGAUCCUUUUUCUGAUUUUGUGCCUAUUUUUGUAUGCGUGUGUUCGAGAAUGUUGUGAUGGCGGAUAUUCGGAGCAACAGGUGAGAGUUUUUCUUGACUUAAAAGUACACAGAAAAUUUUGGCCGCCUUAUGUUUAUGAAAAUUUUGAGCAACAGUAUUUUUUGAGAAAUGGAUAUAAAGUUCUUGGAGUUUUAAACUACAGUAAUUCUGAAAAAAAAUUGGUGCAAAAAUUUUUUUCUGUGUUUUUCAGAAAUCCAAAAAACCCAAUAAAAUUCUGAAUUUUCGAUUCUGGAAAUGACUUUUGAAUUUUUCACGUGGUUUCACGUAACAAUUUGUAGUUCGGAAUUGUUUUUGAUAAGAUUUUUCGGUACUCCUUAAUUUUCGAAAUGCUAAAUUAGGGUUCAAAAAUCCAAUGAAAGUCCAAAAAAAUUUUCUUUCUACAGUACUUCUCAAGUUUCUGAAAAUCCACAUAUAAAAAUGCUAAAUUUCCAGACGCAAAAAGUGCAACACGAUCUUGGACCAUUGCCAAAAAUCACAGUAACCAAUGGAAAAACCGGCGAAGAACGCGUUAUUCAGGAAUAA